AUGGCGAAGAUGGCCCGGGGUGAUAGUGUGGGUAGCACCGGCAGCGCCGGUGGCAGGUUGGGUGGGGGUGGGGGUAGUGCAGGAGGCAUUGGAGGUGUAGGAGGAGGCAUGGGGUUGGAAGGCGGAUUAGGCUCUUCCAUGGGUGGAAUAGGCACACUCUUCAGAAACAACUCCACCUCUGCAGCUGCUCCUGCUCCUGCUGUUUCUGCUGCCGCCGCUGCUGCUACUGCUGCUUCGCCUGCUGUCAACAGUCCGCACUACUCCCUUCCUCCUGCCAGCCCCCAUCAGUUCCGUACUGCUGCUGUGGCUCCCGCUGCGGCGAACGCUGCGGCCAGCAGCCCUGCCCUUGCAUCCUUCCACAGGAGGGGGCGAGGCUCCUUUGGAAGCGGGGGCAGCGGCGGCGCCGGUACUGGCAGCUCUGGUGGCCCUAGCUGGGCGAGUGGUGGGGCUAGUUAUAUGGCCGCUGGUGCUGGGGUUGGUGGUGGGGUUGGUGCUGGGACCAUUGGUGGGGUUGGUGGUGUGGUGAGUGGUGUGAGUGGUGGUGCCAUUACUGCCAGUGGCAGUGGUAGCAGAGGCGGGUCCGGUGCUGCGUCCCCUGGAGGACUGGGUUUGACUGAUCCAGUGACAAUAGCAGGGGGCGGCGGGAGUGUGGGGGCAGGGGCAGGAACAGGGGUAUGGGCAGGGAUGGGGGCAGGGGUAGGGGCAGGGGUAGGGGCAGGGGUAGGGGCAGGGGUAGGGGCAGGGGUAGGGGCAGGGGUAGGGGCAGGGGUAGGGGGAGUAGGGAUGGGGGGUUGGGUGGGGAAUGCAGGGGGAGGAGGAGGGAUGGUAUGGGGUGGUGGGGCAGGUUCAGUGCAGGAGUAUCCGUGGUGGGUGGUGGUGGCCCCUGAUGCCCAGUGCCGCUCGGAGCAGCAGCAGCAGGAGUAUCCGUGGUGGGCGGUGGCGGCCCCUGAUGCUCAGUGCCGUGCUGAGGAGAUCCGUGUUGAGUUUUAUGUCGUGCGAGUCGCGCGACCUUCCCCAUCUGGUGGGGGGGCAGUCACCCGCAAUACCACUCACCAGCAAGGGCCGGGAGCAGGGGGAGGCGUUGGGGCGAGACCUGCUUCAUGCUUUUGUCCCCUCCCUUGCACACCCCCCCCACCCCCCCCUCCUCUCCCCAGCCAUGCAGAGUCGCUAGACCUGCCGCACCUAAUAGGAGGGCAGUCACCCGCAAUACCGCUGACCAGCAAGGGCAGGGAGCAGGGGGAGGCGUUGGGGCGAUACCUGCUGGAGUUCCAGGGAGUGAUGUUUGACGAGGUGUUUGCCUCGCCCAUCCCCAGGGCAUGGGAGACUGCUUAUGCCACGUGCCAGGAGCUUGGCUUUCCACCCAGCCGAAUGCAGGAGGCAGAGGAGUUGAAGGAGCAGAGUUGCGGGCAGUGGGAGGGGAAGAAUCGGGCAGAUGUGUUCCCCACUGACGCCUCUCUUCCACGAAUCACAAGCGCCCAGCCGGAUUUUUUCUGCCCAGGAGGGGAGUCACAGCGGCAGGUUGAAUUCCGAAUGGUUGAGUUUUUCAACCAACUCGCAGUUUCCCGCUCUGCUGCACUUUUAGCUAAAUGUCGCUCCAUGCCGUCCAACGCUCCUCCCAUCCUACCGGUCCAGUCCCCAUUUCACUCACAGAUUCGACAUUGCAGUUUCCUCCCUCACUCUUUUGACCUACUCCCCGGGAGCCAAUAG
This is a messenger RNA of Closterium sp. Naga37s-1, 1707 nucleotides long. The record is from the annotation of a GenBank genome assembly. Lineage: Eukaryota; Viridiplantae; Streptophyta; Zygnematophyceae; Desmidiales; Closteriaceae.